AUGCGAUUAAUUAAUUUAUUUCAGUCUUUAAAAUCGAGUUCACAAGUGCAAAUAGUGCGUUAUAGUUCGGAGUAUGUGCCGAAAGCGCUUCGUAGUUUAAAAGCAAAGUCUACGCGGAAUACAGUACAGUAUUAUGUGGAUUCCUUCCGAGUGAGAGCCGUCGGUGGGUCCGGCGGAGAUGGAUGUAUAUCAUUCUUAAGUGCGUGGUGUAAAGAUCAUGCAGGACCUGACGGAGGAGACGGUGGGAACGGAGGACAUGUUAUUUUCCAGGCAACAUAUGCAGCGAAGAGUUUGAACCACUGCAAGUCCGUAGUGCAGGCGCUUCCAGGGGAGCGCGGGUUCAACAAGGACUGCAAUGGAAAGAACUCGCAGCAUGUCAUUGUGCCCGUACCUAUCGGUACUAUAAUCCGAGACGAGACGGGUCGUGUAGUGGGUGACCUGAAUUCGGAGGGGGUGAUGUUUGUCGCGGCUAGAGGGGGUGCGGGGGGCAGGGGGAACAAAUUCUUCCUCACCGAUACUGAACAGGCGCCGAGCGUGGCGGAACUCGGCGCUAAAGGAGAGAGCAACGUGUAUGUCCUAGAGGUGAGGUCCAUGGCACACGUCGGACUCAUCGGGUACCCCAACGCGGGUAAGAGCACAUUGCUCCGCGCGUUGACUCGCGCGCGCCCCACCGUGGCACCGUAUCCGUUCACGACGCUCAGACCGCAUAUUGGGAUGGUACCGUAUGAUGACUACGAGCAGGUAGCGAUAGCUGAUCUACCGGGUUUGAUUCCCGGCUCGCACAAGAACUAUGGUUUAGGGAUACAAUUUUUGCAACACGCUGAGCGGUGCAGAGGUCUAAUAUAUCUCUUGGACGGGGCUCAGGAUCCCCAAGAGCAGUACGAGGUGCUUCGCUAUGAGCUCUCACAGUACAGUGAAGCCCUAGGCCGUCGCCCCUCGACCCUAGUUAUAAACAAAAUAGAUUUGCCCGAAGCGCGAAAGACAUAUGAAAUACUUAAAGAUAAGAUGUCCGUGAUUGGUGUAUCGGCUAAAACUGGACUUAAUUUAGAUUUAUUAUUACAAGUCGUUAGGAAAAUGUAUGACAGCGAGAGUUCAUAG
Messenger RNA from Spodoptera littoralis (African cotton leafworm), 1098 nucleotides. The record is from the annotation of a GenBank genome assembly. NCBI's taxonomy places the organism in Eukaryota, Metazoa, Arthropoda, Insecta, Lepidoptera, Noctuidae.